AGCUGAUUUAAUUGACAGGCGCCCGUUGACAUCAAAAAAGAUUGGACGCUUAAGUUUAAAUAAAUAUACUGUCGACCAGACGAAGUAUUUCGUUUUGAGGCUUUGCCGAGUGCGGACGAACAGCAAACAUCAGCGUAAAAAGCUUUGGCCGGGAUUUGUGUGUGCGCUGAUAAACAAUUCAUCUGAACAAACAACCAUUCCAUUCCGGUUGGGAAUACAUUACGGCCAAGCAACUAACAUUUAAAAUGAAAUAUUUCGGCGGCGUCGAAGGCGGAGCAACGCACUCCAGGCUGGUCAUCUGCGAUGAAAGCGGCCAGUCUGUGGGGUCUACCAGUGGCCUGGGCACCAACCACUGGGGUAUUGGCAUUCCGGAGUGUGCGCGACGCAUUGCCGACAUGGUUGAGCGGGCAAAGGAGGAGGCCAACAUAUCGAAAGAGACUCGGCUAACCAGUUUGGGCCUCAGCCUGAGUGGCUGCGAGCAAGAAGCCACCAAUCGAGAGCUGGAGCAGGAACUGCGCACCACAUUCCCCAACCUGGCCGACAGCUAUGCUGUUUCCAGCGAUACCAUGGGCAGCAUGUUCACCGCCUCCUCCAUCGGCGGCAUAGUGCUCAUCUCGGGCACGGGCUCCAAUUGCCUGCUGCGCAACCCUGACGGUUCCACGUUCAACUGCGGCGGAUGGGGCAACUUCCUUGGAGACGAGGGCAGCGCCUGGUACAUAUCCUAUCGCGCCCUUAAGGUUGUCUUUGAUGACAUGGAUAGCUUCGAGAAGGCCCCGGCUUCUAUAACCAAAACCUGGGCCCUGAUCAAGGAGCACUUCAGUAUUGAGACCCGCUACGACAUGCUGCCCCAUUGCUAUGCCAAGUUUGAUAAGCCCUUCUUUGCCAACCUGUGCAAGAAACUGGCCCAAAAUGCCGAGGACGGAGACGAACUGGCGUUGAUACUCUUCCGCGAGGCUGGCGUCCAUCUGGCCCGCAUGAUCACGGCAUUGUUGCCCAAUGUGCACAAGGAUCUGGUCCAGACGGGCGAGCUGAACGUGGUGUGCGUUGGUUCGGUGUGGUCCAGCUGGAACCUGUUCCAAGGGGCCUUUACCAAAGAGCUGUCCAAGCAGAGCAUCAAGUUUAAUCUCAAGCUGGUGCGCAUCACCAAGAGCAGCGCCUACGGUGCCUGUUACCUGGGUGCGGACAGUGCCGCCUUUAACCUGCCGCGCAAAUAUUCCGACAACUUUACAGUAUUGCACACCAUAUCGAAGGGCGGCAAAGCCCCGACGGGGAAUGGCGUGGCCACUAAGUGUUGCAAGUGCCAAGAAAAGUGAACCAGGACAUUAAUUCAUUCCUAAAUACAUACAAAAUUCCAUGCGUAAGUGUAAGAGUCGUUUUGUUUUGGGGUUUGUUAGAAAUACGUAUGAAAAUUUUAUUCGAUAAAGUUCAUUGUAUUAAGAGUGUGCUUCGUGUGUCUGUGUGUAAAUGUUGGCUGUCCACAUCUUCCAUUUUAUAAGUAUAGUACGAGUAUGUAUUGUUUUCUGUUCAUUCGCUGCAUCUAUAUCUGUAAUACUUUCGAUUUUAUUUAAAGCCAAUUCGUUCUUGUUUUUAUUUUGCGCCGUGCUGUCUGUCAAUUCUUUGGCUAAUUUGAUUCUCAAAUCGUGGAGCAAAAGCAAAUUAAGAAUGUUAAGAAUGUUUUUCUAUUGGUAUGCCAAAACAUAAUAUCUUAGGGUUCGUUCUUACAGUAGAGUAUUUGGGAUAACAUACGAGUAGAUUAAAUAGAACGCCAUAGCAUGGGGGGAAUCAAUA
Drosophila miranda is the source of this 1788-nucleotide messenger RNA. RefSeq names its product N-acetyl-D-glucosamine kinase. Gene Ontology annotation, molecular function: N-acetylglucosamine kinase activity. The transcript has 5 exons. Lineage: Eukaryota; Metazoa; Arthropoda; Insecta; Diptera; Drosophilidae. The record is from RefSeq and is a predicted model, not a curated record. The coding region runs from base 246 to 1313 and encodes 355 amino acids.